AUUCCUCUCUUGGUUUUGAAAAUUAAAUCGCCAGAGGUUUGCGCCGCAGACUGACCUAAAACCACUACACCGUAAAGAGGUCGUCAUUAUUUCGACCCCGAAAAUUACAUUCUAUUGCUCAACCAAAUACAAUGCCCCUAGACAUCGAUAUGACUCGACGAAACAAAGUACCCCGUCCUCUUAGUGAUGACGAGCGAGCACGUCUUGAGGAGUUCAUCGAUUCUAUCCACUACUCUGCCCGUUAUUCCGAUAGCGAGUACGAAUACCGACAUGUGCAACUCCCGAAGGCCAUGCUCAAGGCCAUUCCCAAAGACUACCAUGACCCUUCUAAGGGAACGUUGAAGCUACUAUGGGAAGAUGAGUGGCGCGGGAUUGGUAUCACUCAGAGUUUGGGUUGGGAGCACUACGAAGUUCAUGAGCCGGAGCCGCAUAUCCUACUCUUCAAGCGACCCCUCAAUUAUCAAGCACCUCAACAGUGAUCGAUGAGCAAGCAAGCCAACCCAAAAUACAAUGACCUACCAGCCUAUUCAGGCUUCACCAUCCUUGUAGAAUACUCUUGAUACGCCCCACCACUGCAUAGCGACGUCUGCAUUUAUUAAGGAAUAAUGCUUCGCGACGAUUUAUGGCCGUUCCUAAUCAGUAUAACUCCUUUUACUUAUCUGGUU
This is a messenger RNA of Annulohypoxylon maeteangense, 665 nucleotides long. RefSeq names its product regulatory subunit of cyclin-dependent kinase. Gene Ontology annotation, cellular component: cyclin-dependent protein kinase holoenzyme complex; SCF ubiquitin ligase complex. Gene Ontology annotation, molecular function: histone binding; protein kinase binding; cyclin-dependent protein serine/threonine kinase activator activity. Bases 132 to 479 code for a protein of 115 amino acids. Gene Ontology annotation, biological process: regulation of mitotic cell cycle. The transcript is spliced from 4 exons. Lineage: Eukaryota; Fungi; Ascomycota; Sordariomycetes; Xylariales; Hypoxylaceae. The record is from RefSeq and is a predicted model, not a curated record.